Messenger RNA from Gekko japonicus, 1809 nucleotides. It is a transcript of the gene EFHB, whose product is annotated as EF-hand domain family member B. The coding region runs from base 1 to 1809 and encodes 602 amino acids. Gene Ontology annotation, molecular function: calcium ion binding. The record is from RefSeq and is a predicted model, not a curated record. The transcript has 13 exons. NCBI's taxonomy places the organism in Eukaryota, Metazoa, Chordata, Lepidosauria, Squamata, Gekkonidae.
AUGGUGGGGGGGAACCCCGUCAAGGGGCUGGGCGGGGCCGUUGGGCCAGUGUAUCGAGGGAGGUUUGUCGACAGAUUUCCAGAGUUCCCCACAGCUGGAAAAUUGGUACCAAUUGGAGAAACAGCUUCUAGUUGUCUCACAGAAAUCUUACCCCGACCACUUACUCCACCUGUUGUAAAAAAGUUUCGAAACACCACGUAUCCACUCCUUGGGAGAGAAAGAAUAUUUUAUGGUCGAGCAAACGACCCUGAUAUUGCAUCUUGUUUGACACAUGGUGUAAAAACCAUACCAUCAAUAAAGGCAGCCUUACUGACAAAUCCACCUCCCAAAACAUGCUUUCAACAAAAACUGAAAGAGAAGAAAGAAUCUGUUUAUCUGAGCAAUCGUGAAGCACCCCUCGGGAAGUGCCAUGAUCUGGUGUCAAGGUUACCUAAAGGACUGGAUUUGACUAACACGACAUUUGGAGUAGCAACCAUCAGAGAGGGGCCUGGUGGAGAAGUUAUAAAUCCACCAAAGACAUUUGAAGAAGUCAAUAAAGAAGCACUCGACGGGCAUGAAUUGUAUGUUGCAUCUCACAAUGAUUAUUCUGUUGGGGAGCCCAUGAAUAGAAAAUAUGACCCAUCUACGUUCAAAAGGUUUAAUCUUUAUGGGAAAGAAACACCACAUUUUAAUGAUGGACGAAAUGCAGCCAGAACUUUACGCUGGCUCCAUGAGAUGCAGAUGAAGAAGUCAGCAAAAAUUGUGUCCAAAAUAAGUGAUGAUUUCAAGGAAAAAUUUCAGCCUCAGCUUGGAAGAGUCCUUGAUCCCAUAGCAGAUACGCUUAAUGUUCCUCCAGACCACAUAUUUGGGAUAUGCCUAAAACCUGACGAUCACGGUGUUGGGGACCUUCUUCAUUAUCGGCUUCCUAGUGAAUACCUACGAGGGAAAGACAGAGAACGGGCUGUUUUUACUGCAAUUCGACAGAAUUUGAAGAAAGCUAAUUACCACAACUUUGAAACAUUAUUAGAAGCAUUCAGGCACUAUGAUAAGGAUGGUGAUGGGAAAAUAAGCAAAGACGACUUAAACAAGGCCUGCUUUCAGCUUAAUAUUGACUUGGAUGCAGAGCUUCUGGAUGCUUUAUUUGAUUUCUGUGAUUUGGAUAAAGAUGGCUUUAUUGACUAUCUGGAGUUUGUAAACUUCCUCAACUGGAAAGACAAAAUGUCUCUUGGCGAGUAUGAAAAAAACAUAAUUACAAAAGGUAUAAGAGCUCCUUUAGAUCUCACUCCCCCUGAAGGUACAGAAAACAAAACAGAUGAAAAUGCUAUUCUAAAGCCUGAAAACAUAGUACAAAAGGAGCCAGGAAGUUCAGAAUUGACACCCAGAACACUUUCAAGACCAACAGAUCGUGUGUUUUCUGAUUAUCGUACAACUUCUUCUCAGUAUAACGCAGUCGUAGGAGGCAUUCCUUCCACAUUUUUCCCAUUAUAUGGAGUUCCAACCAUUCGUGCAGAUAUCCCUGCACCUCGCUUUCGACGCAUUAGUGACAUCACUAAUUAUGGAGAUCAAGCCAGUGCAUAUGCAUUAUUAUAUCCAUCUAUCUAUAGCAAUAAAGGUGUAUAUGAGACAGACUUCUUCAAGACAAGGCCAAAAGAAGAGGUUGCACACGUUCUGCGCAACAUUGGUGUGAGUAUUUCCGAUGAAAGUUUUGAUGAAGUAUGGAGGCAGGCCUGCCUGAAAGAUCAUAGAGGAGAGGCUUGUGUGGAAUCUGUCCGAAAUGUACUGGAUGAGAUGCAAGCAUCACACAUAAAGCAGACGACGAGUUCUCUGUGA